Eurytemora carolleeae is the source of this 1029-nucleotide messenger RNA. Its product is annotated as myelin transcription factor 1-like protein. The record is from RefSeq and is a predicted model, not a curated record. The transcript has a single exon. The coding region runs from base 1 to 1029 and encodes 342 amino acids. NCBI's taxonomy places the organism in Eukaryota, Metazoa, Arthropoda, Copepoda, Calanoida, Temoridae.
AUGAAGAGCAAUUCUAAUGUUAACCCAGAGGUAAAGCGUGAUGUUAUCACUGAAAUUGUUCCUCCAAUUUCACCUGAUUCCUUAAAUGUUUCCUCUACAAGAAAUAUUUUAAAUACUUUUAAUUUUCUUAUUACUCCAGAAAUAUGGGACAGAUAUUGUUCUGAAACUUUCAAAGAUACAAAUUUUGAAGAAAAUGAUUCAGAUGACAGAGAAAACACUGAUAUGGAAAAGGAUAAAGAAGUUUCUGAAGAAGAUUUUAAUGACUUGGACAGAGACAUUACUGAGUUUGAAAAGGAUAAAGAAUAUGCAGUAAAAGAUUCAAAUAACAAGGACAGAGAUAAUACUCAUAUAAGAAAGGAUAUAGAAAUUGCAGAAAGAGAUUCAGAUGACAAGGACAGAGACAAUAAUGCUUUGGAAAAGGAUAUAGAAAUUGCAGAAAGGGAUUCAGAUGACAAGGACAGAGAAAAUACUGAUAUGAGAAAGGAUAUAGAAUAUGCAGAAAGAGACAAUACUGCUAUGGAAAAGGAUAAAGAAAUUGCAGAAAGAGAUUCAGAUGACAAGGAAAGAGACAAUACUGAAAUGGAAAAAGAUAAAGAAGUUACUGAAACAGAUUCAGAUGACAUGGAACGAGACAAUACUGAAAUAGUAAAAGAUAAAGAAGUUACUGAAACAGAUUCAGAUGACUUGGAAAGAGACAAUACUGAAAUAGUAAAAGAUAAAGAAGAAGUUGUAACAGAUUCAGAUGUUAUGGAUAAAGACAAUAUGGAUAUGGGAAAGGAUAAAGAAGUUACAGGAGUCACAGAGGAAAGAAUGUCUAAUGACACAAAUUCUGAACAAGAUAGGUUAGCAAUUACUCCAAGGGUUGAAAGUGAUAAGAUUAUUGAGAUUACAGAGAUAGUUGAAAGAAAUGAGGAUGAUCUUGAUUUUGUGUAUAAAAGUACACCUUCAUCAGAAGAUGAGGAUAAUUGGGAUCAACAUUUUAAUUUAACGGAAGGGAUAAACAGCAAAAGAAAUGAAAUUGUAAAUUAA